AUGAAGCUCCCCACGGGCACGCGGCCCACGCGUACAGCGCGCAAGCGCAAAGUAGCGUCGCGCGUGCGUCAGGUGGACGCGACAGCGCUGGCGGCGGCGCGGCGGCGGCGUCUGGACGCGCUAGAGAACGACAACCACGCGGCGGAGCAGGAGACUGCGGCGCUGGCGGGCGAGGACGAAUACGACCCUGACGCGGACUCGGAUGACGCGCUAGUGGGGGGGCGCGCGUCGAAGAAGCGCGUAGCGAAGCGUGCGCGCAGCUCGCGCGGCGCUCGCGGCGCGCGCGGCGCCCCGGCCCGGUCCGCCAAGCCCAAGAGGAACGGCAAGCGCAACAUACAGCGCUGGAAUAAGACCCUCGCACAGGCGCUCGAGGAGGAGACCCCCGCCAGCAGGCCCGGCGGCAUGGUGGCGUAUGACGAGAUUGAGGCGCGGCGCAGUCAAAGGCCUAGCAGGCCGUUUUGUUCCGUGUGCGGGUUUCGAGCGGCGUAUACCUGUACAAGGUGCUUGGUUAGGUUUUGCUCGGUGCCGUGCGGGAACUUGCAUAAUGAGACAAGGUGCCUGAAGUUUACCGCGUAG
This is a messenger RNA of Chondrus crispus (carragheen), 576 nucleotides long. RefSeq lists its product as hypothetical. Gene Ontology annotation, molecular function: nucleosome binding. NCBI's taxonomy places the organism in Eukaryota, Rhodophyta, Florideophyceae, Gigartinales, Gigartinaceae. Gene Ontology annotation, biological process: chromatin remodeling. The coding region runs from base 1 to 576 and encodes 191 amino acids. The transcript has a single exon. The record is from RefSeq and is a predicted model, not a curated record. Gene Ontology annotation, cellular component: Swr1 complex.